CCUUGAAUAAUUAUAAAAGCAAAAUACCUAAGAUGAUGGAAUGAAACCAAAAAUUCUUGGAACACUCAACAGGCCAGUCAAAAUCUCUGAAGAGACACGGUUGUACUUGGUUGGUUCAUCGCUGAAUGGCUUUGGUACUCGAUACAGUGAUGCAGACCUGUGCCUCGUGUUGAAGGAAGUGCCAAUGAACCAAAGGAGCGAAGCAUGUCACAUACUCAGUUUAAUCCAACAACUUUUCUACAGACUCUCUUACAUUGACAGACCUCAACUGAUCCGAGCAAAAGUGCCAAUAGUAAAAUUCAGGGAUAAAGUCAGUGGUGUAGAAUUUGACUUGAAUGUAAACAAUGUCGUAGGAAUAAGAAAUACAUUCCUUCUGAGGAGCUAUGCAUCUACUGAGAGCCGUGUUCGUCCUCUUGUGCUGGUGGUGAAAAAGUGGGCACGUUACCAUGGAAUAAAUGAUGCUAGUCGUGGCACAUUGAGUAGCUAUUCUUUAGUACUGAUGGUAUUACAUUAUCUACAAACUUUACCUGAACCUGUCAUUCCAUCUCUCCAGAAGGAGUACCCAGAGUGCUUUGAGCCCACUAUGCAGCUGCAGUUUGUGCACCGAAGAGGAAGUAACAUUAGUCCAUACAGCUCACUAAAUAACUCGAAUCUGGGAGACCUGCUCAUGGGGUUUCUGAGAUAUUAUGCUACAGAAUUUGAUUGGAGUAAUUCAAUAAUUUCAAUUCGUGAAGCCAAAGUGAUUCCCAAAACCAAUGAAAUGGAGUGGAAGAAUAAAUAUAUUUGUGUUGAAGAACCCUUCGACAGAACAAACACAGCUCGAGCUGUACAUGAAAAAUGCAAGUUUGACAUGAUCAAAAAGGAGUUUGUACAGUCAUGGCACAAACUUAAAGAGAAGAGAGAUUUGUUCAGCAUUCUACCAGAAGCUGCUGCAACAGAGUGCAGGGGAAGAUGAUGAACUGGCCCUACUUGUAGAUGCAUUGAUUAAAAAAAAUUGAAGUAGAAACCCUGUUGCAAACAAACAUCAAUGAGAGGAUUUCGUCUGGCAAUGAUGUCAGUUAAAAUAUCUGACUUAUUAAGAUUUUUUUGGCCUUCUAUAUGGCAACAAAAACUAUGGACCUUUUUUUUGUCUUUUUUUUCCUACAUUUGUCACAGCAAGCUGGCAUUGGAGUCUUCGUAAUAAGAACACUGAAGAAUAGAAUCCUAGAAUUAAGGACAGAUGAUUAAUAAAACAAAGUCUUCUUUUGAAAGAUCCUUCUGAAUCCUCAAAGGUAAAAAAUUUACUUAAAUGAUUUUAAUGGAUUUGCUGCAAAGUUCGGUCUGUGCAAUGUGGUAAGGAGUGGUGAGCCCAAAGGAUAUAGAAAUAAUUAAAAAUAUUUUGCAUAUGCGCCUUCUUAGUUGCACAAUGUUGAAUGAUUGCAGGCCUAUUGUUUGCAAUGUAAUAACUGUAGUAAACUUCCAAUUAUUUUGUUGAAAGUAGGUGUCCUGUUUCAUUAUAACAAUGAUUACUGCCUCCAUUUUCAGAUCGAGAAUGAUAUAUUUAUCCAGUUUCCCUCCUCUUGUAACAUAUGCUGAGCAAAUACAUUCUCUCAUAUUUCAGUCUUUUACCACCAGAAUCAAUAAAACUUUAUUCAAGCAUGAUAAUAACAUCUGUUAUCCUUCAUAAGAAUAAAAACUAGAAAAUACAUCUUGUAGGAUGCUGAGCAAAAUAUUGGCGAAAGGUGAGGUAUUUGUUUUCAAUUUAUUUAUUGAACCAUUCUAGAGGCCAAAUUCUAAAAAGUGCUGUCUUUUAAAGUAAUUAACUCGUUACUUUUAUGUUUACUGAUGUCUGUUUAUUGUAUAAAGUAUGGAAUUCAUUUUUUGCUAUGUUCUAUAUUAUUUUUCUUUGGAAAUUCCCUUUUGUAUUUUGUAUAUUGUCUAAAUUUAAAUAAAGUUUGCACAUGGAAAAAAACCUUAUUGAAUUGAGCAUUUACAGUGAAAUAUUGUACUAUUUUCAUGGCUGUUUAUUCAACUUCCAUUCUGCUGUAAUGAAUUGAGACCUGUCGAAAAUCACACUGGUUUCAGCAACAACAAACUGGCAACUGUAAUUUGAAACUGUCAAUGGCAUUUUUAAGCUUGGUACUUUGCAUACAGUUGGGUGCAACAUUAUGAAUAGAACAAAGAAUUGUUUAGCCUGCCACAAGGAGUAAUUUGAAUUGGUUAAAUGUUUGCACAGCCACAAUAAAAAUACUUUAUAGAGUAUUUUGCUGUUAUACUGGGUAACAGUCAUGUGAGACAACUUUGUUUUUUGUAUGAAAAUAAAAAAAAAUAGCAGAUUCUGGAAAUGUGAAAUACAAAGAGAAAAUGCUGGAAACACUCAGCAGGUCAUGCAGCUUCUGGAAAGAGAAAUAGUUAGGGUCUAGGGCCUGAAACGCUACUUUGUCUGAUCUGAAGAAGGGUCUAGAACUUGAAAGGAUAACUCUUUCUCAUUCCACAGUGCUAUCUGACAUACUGAGUGUUUCCAGUACUUUCUGCUUUUAUUUUUUUUACAUAAUCUUGCUUAAAUUGAAAUGAUUGCUAAACCAAUCCAAUUCUGAAUUAAUAAGUGUCAUUUAAUUGGACCUAAUGUUUUCUGUCAUUUCAGGAUCAUUUUGCCAUUUUGGAUUUCUAAAGAAAUAUUUUGAAUAAAUUGUUUUU
Messenger RNA from Pristis pectinata (smalltooth sawfish), 2676 nucleotides. RefSeq names its product terminal nucleotidyltransferase 2 (gene tent2). The record is from RefSeq and is a predicted model, not a curated record. NCBI's taxonomy places the organism in Eukaryota, Metazoa, Chordata, Chondrichthyes, Rhinopristiformes, Pristidae. The coding region runs from base 41 to 955 and encodes 304 amino acids. Gene Ontology annotation, cellular component: cytosol. Gene Ontology annotation, molecular function: poly(A) RNA polymerase activity. The transcript is spliced from 11 exons.